This is a messenger RNA of Cynoglossus semilaevis (tongue sole), 1874 nucleotides long. It is a transcript of the gene eno1a, whose product is annotated as enolase 1a, (alpha). The transcript has 12 exons. Gene Ontology annotation, cellular component: phosphopyruvate hydratase complex. Gene Ontology annotation, biological process: glycolytic process. The record is from RefSeq and is a predicted model, not a curated record. Gene Ontology annotation, molecular function: magnesium ion binding; phosphopyruvate hydratase activity. Bases 143 to 1441 code for a protein of 432 amino acids. NCBI's taxonomy places the organism in Eukaryota, Metazoa, Chordata, Actinopteri, Pleuronectiformes, Cynoglossidae.
GAGCCAAUGGGCUCUCCCCAAUGGUCGCUACUUCCUGGAUACGUCCACUUAUCAAUGACUCUGCGACGUCACGAGCGCCUUCUCUGCCUCACCGCACCACAGAGACACAGCGCCGUCCUUUAGGCCGGAAAGAACCAGAACCAUGUCCAUCCUGAAGAUUCACGCUCGUGAGAUUUUUGACUCCCGUGGUAACCCCACCGUGGAGGUUGAUCUCUACACCAAGAAAGGUCUUUUCAGAGCUGCAGUACCCAGCGGUGCCUCCACAGGCAUCUAUGAGGCACUGGAGCUCCGUGACAAUGACAAAACCAGAUACAUGGGCAAAGGAGUCAAAAGAGCAGUUAAAUAUGUAAAUGAAUUCUUGGCCCCUGCCUUGUGUAACCAGGAGGUGAAUGUUCGGGAGCAGGAGAAGAUCGACCAGCUGAUGCUGGACAUGGAUGGCACAGAUAACAAGUCAAAGUUUGGUGCUAACGCCAUCCUGGGUGUGUCCCUGGCUGUGUGCAAAGCUGGUGCAGCAGAGAAGGGCGUCCCCCUCUACCGCCACAUCGCUGACCUGGCUGGCAACCCCGAAGUCAUUCUUCCAGUCCCUGCUUUCAACGUCAUCAAUGGAGGCUCUCAUGCAGGCAACAAGCUGGCCAUGCAGGAGUUCAUGAUCCUGCCUGUGGGAGCCAGCAGCUUCAAGGAGGCCAUGCGCAUCGGCGCUGAGAUCUACCACAACCUGAAGAACGUCAUCAAGGAGAAAUACGGCAAGGAUGCCACCAACGUCGGAGACGAAGGAGGCUUCGCUCCCAACAUCCUGGAGAACAAGGAGGCUCUGGAGCUGCUGAAGAAUGCCAUCGCCAAGGCUGGCUACAGUGACAAGAUUGUUAUUGGUAUGGAUGUGGCUGCCUCCGAGUUCUACAAGGAUGGAAAGUAUGAUUUGGACUUCAAGUCUCCUGACGACCCCAGCCGUUACAUUUCCUCUGACAAGCUGGCCGACCUCUACAGGAGCUUUGUCAGCGAUUAUCCUGUUGUGUCCAUUGAAGACCCCUUUGACCAGGAUGACUGGGAGGCAUGGUCCAAAUUCACAGCCAGCACCGGUAUCCAAGUAGUAGGUGAUGACCUCACCGUGACCAACCCCAAACGCAUCGCCAAGGGCGUGGAUGUGAAGGCCUGCAACUGCCUGCUGCUCAAAGUCAACCAGAUCGGCUCCGUCACGGAGUCCCUGAAGGCGUGCAAGAUGGCUCAGAGCAACGGCUGGGGUGUGAUGGUCAGCCAUCGCUCCGGAGAGACAGAGGAUACUUUCAUCGCUGACCUGGUGGUCGGUCUCUGCACUGGACAGAUCAAGACAGGAGCUCCCUGCCGAUCUGAGCGUCUGGCCAAGUACAACCAGCUGCUCAGGAUCGAGGAGGAGCUCGGUGACAAGGCCCGUUUCGCCGGCCAGAACUUCAGACACCCCAUCUGAGCAAGUCUCCCACCUCCUGGCCUCGGUGUGUUCAAUACUCAUUAAUAAGUCAACCACACAAAUAUUGUACGCCACGCUAGGUCGCCUCCCCCGUCUGAGAAGACGGAAACAACACUGCUGAAACCCAAGGUCCAAAUCUGUGGUCUGCGACAUGGAGACACCCGCAGCACAUCCUAAUACGACCACAGUUAGGCUCAUCCUCAUACUGUGCUUCUAGCUCCUGUGUCUCACUUCCUGUCUGUGUUUGUGUAACCGUGUGAUGAGAGAAUUUCCGUUCAGCUUCUCACGAUUCUACUGAGUAUUUGAGCUACUGUUACUGUAGUACAAGCAGUGUAAGAGUACUGUACGUGCAACGUGUUACAUUUGACGAGGUCUUGUGCUGCUGUGAGCGUUGGCAGAAAUAUAUCAAAUAUAAUAAACUCUAUAGUUUGAA